Messenger RNA from Prunus mume (Japanese apricot), 1563 nucleotides. RefSeq names its product spermidine synthase 1-like. The record is from RefSeq and is a predicted model, not a curated record. Gene Ontology annotation, biological process: spermidine biosynthetic process. Gene Ontology annotation, molecular function: spermidine synthase activity. NCBI's taxonomy places the organism in Eukaryota, Viridiplantae, Streptophyta, Magnoliopsida, Rosales, Rosaceae. Gene Ontology annotation, cellular component: cytosol.
AUGGAGAAGAAGACUGCCAAUUUUACUCUCAAGACUGCGGCAGAUCAUGAUGAUGAUGAUGAUCUUGUUGAUCAUCCUAAGGUUCCUGGAUGGUUUUCUGAGCAUUGUCCCAUAUGGCCAGGGCAAGCACACUUUUUGAAGGUAGAAAAAAUCUUAUUUCAAGGGAGGUCCGAGUACCAAAGUAUGAUGGUAUUUCAGUCAUCAGCAUAUGGCAAGGUUUUUGUUCUAGAUGGAGCACUCCAACUGACUGAGAAAGAUGAGUGUGCUUACCAAGAAAUGAUCACCCAUCUUCCUCUUUGCUCCAUUCAAAAUCCAAACAAGGUAUUACUCAUUGGGGGUGGAGAUGGCGGUAUCUUAAGGGAAAUUUCUCGACACUCUUCUGUCCAACAAAUCGAUAUUUGCGAAAUAGACACUAUGUUGAUUGAUGUCUACAAGAAAUAUUUUCCUGGUAUUGCUAUUGGAUAUGAGGACCAUCGUGUGACCCUUCACGUUAAAGAUGGGAAUGCAUUUAUCAAGUCUGUACCAGAAGGAACAUAUGAUGCGAUAAUUGUCGAUGCAUUUGACCCAAUAAGGCCCGAUCAUGAGCUUCAUGAAGGUCCUUUCUUUGAGUUGGUGGCGAAAGCUCUCCGACCGGGCGGAGUGAUGUGCAUCCAAGCAGAGAGCAUAUGGUUUCCUUCCUUAGACAUUGAACAUCUGACGGCAAAGUGUCGCCAGAAAUUCAAAGGCUCUGUUGAUUAUGCAUGGACCAUUGUUCCUGCAUAUCCAAGUGGGGUGAUUGGCUUCUUGCUUUGCUCCACAGAGGGUCAAUUCGUUGACUUCAGAAAUCCGGUCAACCCAUUAGACCCCAGCAAUAGUUAUGGGGUAGCAAAAGAACCCUUGAAAUUUUACAACCCAGAGGUGCACUUGGCUGCAUUUUGUUUGCCCUCGUUUGCAAAGAAGGGGAUGAAUAAUAAUAAUAAUAAUAAUGGGUGUAAAGUGGGCAGCAAUGGAGUUGGUACGAUUUCAGCUGAUGAUGAGGGCACAAAACAACAAUAUCUUUUGGUUAUAGUCCUCUCAGACCGUGGCAAGGUGUUGCUUGUUGGAGGGCGAGAUGGAGGCAUCUUGAGAGUCAUUCGUCUGUCGAACAAAUCGACAUAUCUUGCUUGUGGGAUUUUCAUGAUGUUUCGGGUUUAUAAGUGCUUUCUCCCUGAGGUAGCAGUGGGAUAUGAGGAUCCCAGUGUGCAAGUACACAUAUCAAAUGGAGUUGAGUUCAUGAAGACUGUUCCUCAAGGCACAUAUGAUACCAUCAUGCUUGAUGCUUUCCAAAACAUGGGUCCUACAUCAAAAGAACUGUCUAACAUCUUCUUGGAAUCAGUUGCAAGGGCUCUUCGCCCCGGCAAUGUUAUGUCUACCCCGGCAGACAGCUUCUGGCAUAAAGACUUUGUUCACUGUGCAGAUACCAUAGCAAACUGCCGCAAAAUAUUUAGGGCUCUGUCAACUAUGCCUGGACAACAAUUCAUGCAUAUGAAAGCCAAGAGGUCCUUUGCAAUUAGAACUUCGCUGGUUAUUUUACACUAUUGCUGA